GGCAUUAACUUCGUUGCACAAACAACCAAACAAUUGAGCCAGUCGUAAAAUUGCGAUCAGUAAGGUAUCCGUUUCAAUCGCUUCUUCUUCUUCCUUCGAAACCCUAGAAAACACAAAUCCUCUCUAUCACAAUCUCAAAACCCUAGAAAUUUCAUCUCCUCCCAAAUCAAAAAUCCCCAAACUCAACCAUUGCCAUGAACCUUCCAUCCACAAAACCCUCUCUUUCAGACUCACCCACUCCAACCCCUCUCAACAUCUUCCCCUUCGUCAAAGGCGAAUGCGGCAACUGCGGUGUCAAAGAACGCUGGCUUCUCCACAACGUCGUUGUUCGCGGCGUCGAUCGCCGAAUUUGCACCUCCUGUGUCCUCCGUCUCCAUCCAUCGUCUUUCUGCCCCUGUUGCUUCGAAUUCUAUGAACACCCCGUUUCCAUUACUUCCUCUUCCUCUGCGCACCGUUUCGUCUCGUGCGUCAAAUGCUCUUCCCUUUCCCAUAUUCACUGUCUAUCUUCUCCUCCUCCUUUGCCUUCGCCCUAUCUCUGCCCUCCGUGCUCCAAACCCAACUUCACCUUCUUCCCUGUUCCCGAAGAAAUUGUUGAGGUGAAUCUCGCCAAGGUUUUCGUUUGUGCCUCGAAGAUCGCCUUAGCUUCCAUGAAAAAGCAACACACUAUGUCCAAUGUUAGGUGUGAAAGGGCUGUUAAGGAGGCUUCCAUGGCGAGGAAGAGGACUAAGGAAUCCAUAGAGCAAUGCUUUACGAUUCAAAGGCAUAAGGAUUCGCCUGAGUUAGAGAAUACCAUCAAGAGUGUCAGUAAAAAAGAAGACUUGGUUGGUUAUGGUGGAGUAUAUCCACAGUCUCCAAAUGGUCCUCUGAAUAACAAAAUUGGGACAAAUGGGAUUGGGAGUCCUGCUAUUAUGAACAAAAUUGGGGCCAAUGGAAAUGAUGGGAGAAUAGGGAAUAAUGGUGGAAGAUUUGGUGCUUCUGCUUUCAAAGCUUCAGCUUAACAUUUGCUACUGUCUGUGGCAACAAUUCAGAUUUAUUAAGAUAGACAGAGGGCAUGGUUGUUUCUAGAGUUGGCGCUGCUGUGAAAUUCUGAGUAAGAGUGCACAUUUGAUCUUUUUCCUAGUUUAUACAUGAGGCGUUUCGAGUAUCGAUUCCAUUCCCUUGUAAAGCCUCCGACCUAAUGUGAUUAUGCAAUUUUAUGUACUUUAAAUGCCUGGCUGUAAUUAGGUUUGAGCUUCUUUUUGUUCUUCUGUGUUAGAGUAUCAGAUGUUAGUCCAUUUUUAUACUUCUCCAUGUUCAUUUUCUUUGACUACAAGGUGUCAAAUAAGACUCUGGUUAUUGUGAUUUGAAUGGUUAUUGUGAUUUGAAUAACCGUAAUCGCAGUGAUUUUAGUUUUCAUUUUUA
This is a messenger RNA of Lathyrus oleraceus (garden pea), 1401 nucleotides long. RefSeq lists its product as uncharacterized. Bases 195 to 998 code for a protein of 267 amino acids. The record is from RefSeq and is a predicted model, not a curated record. NCBI's taxonomy places the organism in Eukaryota, Viridiplantae, Streptophyta, Magnoliopsida, Fabales, Fabaceae. The transcript has 2 exons.